Amoebophrya sp. A120 is the source of this 4211-nucleotide messenger RNA. The record is from the annotation of a GenBank genome assembly. Lineage: Eukaryota; Dinophyceae; Syndiniales; Amoebophryaceae.
CGCCACCCUCCCGUCCACGUUGAUGUGGCCUCAUUAUGUCGGUUUUCUUAAGUACGUUAGAUCUGGUGCUACCUCGUUUGCCACUUUGUUGAACUUCUAAGAAGUAGACCUGACCACUAGUACAAAAAUGUCGGGCGCUGUUUCCAGCCCCACGUUCUCCGCCGGAACGGGCGACACGGCUAACAUGCAUGGGGCGCGGAUGAAGAUUCCGCUGAGUUGGUUUGACGCGAGCAUUGAGAAGCAGCAGUAUGUUCGUGGCAACAUCGGUGGGACGACAUCAAAAACGCCUUCGUCCUCCUCUUCCGCACCCAAUUCCCGAUCAAACUCGAAGACCUUGCUGCCCGGCGGCCCGGACAACGGUGCCGACCAGGACUACCAGCAGGGCCUAGAAUUACUGCAGGGGAGAAGUGUGGUGGCUAACCCGCGGCUGGCGGCCUUCUACUUCCGGCGAGCAAGCGGGAAGGGACACUCUCGAGCGGAGUACAUUAUGGCCAUGCUGCACAAGACCGGCUACGAGGGGAUUUUGCCCAGUGCCCGCAAGUACCUGUUCUUCCUGCAGCGGUCUGCACGGCAUGGGCUCGCGGUGGCACAGCUCGAACUAGGUACUGAGCUUUUCGGGCGUGUGAUGUUCGUGUCUGUUGGAAGAGAGGUCAUUUGGAGCAAAACACUAUCUGUCUCAUUUGUGCUUCGUUGGUUCGGGUUCGUUUGGUUGCAGUUACAACAAACUCGUUUUCAUCCACAGGACUUCUGUAUCUUCGCGGCUUUCUGCUCCCGAAGGACGUGAAUCGGGGGAAGCGACUGCUGCGCAGGGCAGCCCAGUGUGGCGAAGUCGGCGCCUGGAAGCACCUGGCUCUGUCCGCCACGGGGGAGGAGAGUAGUUCCUGGUGGGAGAAGGCUGCAAAACAAGGGGACGCUGAGGCACUGUAUGUGCUCGCGAUGCGCGGUCUCAACCAGUACCCGGACGCCACUUCGCCGCCGAUGUCUUCGUCUCAGGCCAUUGAGCAGUUGAAGACGGCAGCGAACAAACAAUGGCCUGAGGCGUUGCACGCGCUUGGUACUUCUUGUUCUUUGUACUUGUUGGUCUGAGGUGCUUUGUCGUGUUGGCCACCAGGAGCAUCGAGCUAGUUAUCUGUUAUAGUACUUUAUUGCAGGUUCAGUUUCUGCUUCUGGUCGGUCGCACACAACAUGCCGAGCCAUCGUCAGUUUCUCGGAGAGUGGAUUUUUUUGACACCACUUUAACAGGUGAGAUGUAUCGCGGUGUGGCGCAUCCGGCGUACUCCUACCGUCUGAAAGAGCACAUGAUCGGGCAGCUUUUGCGUCGCGACUGCGUGAAGUCCGCCCGCUACCUCGCGCUUGCCUGCGACGAGCUCUUAAACCGCCGCAACCAGCUGGAAAAGGAAGCCCGCGCGUACGAAGAGAAGCUGCUCACCUGCAUGGGUGACUUUGACCAGGCAAUCUCCUCGCAACUCCUGCUCGCCCGCGUUGUCAACCGGUGGCGACACACGGCCACCCGGCGCAAAGCGCUGCUCCGUCGGUUGAUCGCUAAGCGGGAGACCACUUACAUCCGCCCAGCGUGGAAGAUCUGGCAGACCAGCGUUUUGCGCCGCUUUCUCGACCUGCGCGUCGGGUUUGAGGAACCGUUUGAGUUCGGGAAAACGCUCGGCCUCUGCUUCGCGCAGUGGGCCUUCCGCGCGGUGGUCGUGCCGAAGAAGAUGACGAAGAUCGUGCGCGCGAACGCGAGAAAGAAAAACUUGCGGAAGGCGCUGCAGUCCUGGCGCGCGUGCACGAUCCGCCGGCGCAUGGCGGUGUUUGUACUUGUGGAAGUGUUGAAGCAGAACUUGCGGAAAAAGUGCACAACUUUGCUCCCCUCCCAGGAGGAACGAAAUUACCGUCGGGGCACGAAAUUGUUGGAAAAGAUGCUGCGGCGCAAACUGUACCAGAGUGCGUGCUCAGCGUGGCGGUUGACCACUGUCCAGCGCCAGACGAACGCGCGAUUCGUGAAUGAGGUUCGCACACUCUCCGACGAGAAUCGCGUGCUCCAGCAGGACCUGCGCACGACCGCCCAGCGCCUGGCCGAACUCGAGCGCGAGGCGGCGGCUUGGAAAAAGCGGUACGACGAGGAACAUACGCUGAACCAGCAGCUGCUGCAGUCGGGGCUAUCGGGCGGCGCCUACAACCGGAAGUCGACCGAUACCACGGAUUUUGUGCGCCAAGGCUCUCCAAACGCCGCACGGGAAUCGCAACUGCGAUUGCUCAACAGUGCGGGCGGCGGGAGCAGGAGCGCGUCGCCGGGACAAAUUAUGCCAAUGUCCAGCGCGCAGGCGCACCUGGAACCGACGACGUUAUUCCAUCAAAGCACGGGAACAAACCUCUCCUUCAACCAAAUCCCGACUACUACGCAACAAGGCAACACGACGCUGCUCCGGACGAGCAGGGGGCUUCUCGGGGGCAUGGCUUCGAGCGCCAGCACCUCCCGAACAAACAGUAAAAAGGCUUCGCCUUUAUCUGCAACCGGCACGACAGAUCCGCACGAGAUUCUCGGCAGAUCAGCUGGCGGGCAGCUCUUCCUAGCGGAGGACGCGGGCGGCAGUGCUUUCCUCAACAGUGCACAGCACCAACAAGGAGCGACAUCGUCAAGCCAUGAGAUGGUCUACCCUUCGCGAAGAUCCUCCUGGUCCCCGAAGGCCGUGUUUCGGCCGGUGUCCAGAACCGCGGGCUUGGAACAUCGAGAAGAGGACAGUGCAGUGGCCCAAGAACAGCAGCUUUGCGGGACUGGAACAGAACAGCCCUCGCCGAUGAAGCGGCUGAUGCAGCGGAAAAUCAUGUCCAGUCAGGAACGAUAUGCAAUGCAAAAAUGUCUGGGUCUGGAAGAAUGCAUGUUUGUCAUGCUUGUCUGGCAUGACUCUUGAAUCUGUCAUGCACGUUACCCAGGAGCUCUGUUUUUCUGUGAUGCAGGAACGCAGUUUGUCAUGCAGAAAAGGCAACACCUAGAAGCUCAGAAACUUGUCAUGCUGAGCGAGCAUUUGUGGCCUCAUCAUGAGACGCCACCCAGCAUCACAAGUUUCCAGACCCAGACAUUUUUACAUUUGAUAAACGACUGAAGAGCAUCCUGGAACAACCUGUAGACACGGACGACGAGAUUCUAGCCUCAACCUCCCUGGAAGGAGAACAGGAAAACGAGGAUUCUUCCGCCACGCUGGAAUCCAGUUCAUUAGUCCACGUAAAAAAGACCGCGACCGGGAAGACGACUGCGUCUGCCCGUCCUGUUGGAGCAACAACUAGGCAGCAGACGAUGUCGAAAAGGGAAACACAAGAAAUCGAUCCCAUGAUGAGGAUUAGCACGGGCAAGUUUCCGCGCCGUGUGGUCUCGAGAAGCCGAAGCUCAACAGGUUUCACCACCGCUGCAGCGUCCUCGACUGGGGCCUCCCGAGUUCGUUUUUCGGACCAGAUUAGUCGAAGCUCGACCAUGUCCACAGCCUCGAGGUUUGAUGGGACAGCGUUAACGGCCAAGACGCGCGCGGCCUUGGCCAGCACCCUCUCCACGACCGGUGUGCGGCGGACCAACUCAACCGCCUCAACCUUCGCGCCCUCCAGUACCGCAAGCACUACUUUUUUGCAGCGUACUAGCGCCAGCAACAGGAGAAGCCAAAACCUGCCGGGGAGGCAUCUACGGUUCAGCAGUAUGAACAACCCGGGCCGCGCCUCUACUUCCUCCAUGGUAAAUAACAGACGCUCGUCGGCGCAAAGCGGUGCGGCAACGGGCGGCGCGUUGUCUCGCCCGGGGGCAGCGAGUGAUGAGGUGCUACUGGAUGAUCCGUCGGAACUCUCUUCUGUGGUGGAAGUGCUGGCCUCCGCCGCAGUGGGAAGGGGGGUCAACGCCGGGGCUUUGCCCAAUUCUGCAGUGGCCGCCACCACAGCAAAUUCCGCAACCAAUAACUUUCUCGACCAGUCUCCGCUCGAAUCUGUGGACGUCAGGAGAAAUUUGUGGCAGACGCCGCAGCGGACAAUCUACUACUAAAAACAUGUACUUUUCUGAUCUUGCUCCGUUUCUCUGUAAUGCUGAUACGCAACCGAAAACGCAAAGUGGGCUGGCAGCAGAGACAGGAUUCGGAAAUUUGUUUUCGUCGCAAAAAGACGCAUUUCUUUGAGAAAUGCUUGUUUUCAUAAGCGUUUCUCUGGAGAAAGCACUGGCUCCACCUGCAUAAUCGUAC